Molecule: messenger RNA, 954 nt
Organism: Striga asiatica
Lineage: Eukaryota; Viridiplantae; Streptophyta; Magnoliopsida; Lamiales; Orobanchaceae
Source: the annotation of a GenBank genome assembly
AUGGUAAGAGAUAUGACAAGGACAGAUCUGUUAUUUAUAUCUGGCGGAAUGAGGAAGGUCAGCCCAUCGUGGCCAUCCAUUCCAAAAUGCAUCGUACAAAUCGCUGGCGUGUGCUGGAAGCCUGGAAAGUUCAUAGGUCAUCUAAUCAUGACCGUCUGCUGGGCAGAGAUGGGCAACGAGAUAAAAUGUGCGACCUGCGACAUGCGGGGAGUGGAGCUACGUCUUCUCAUACCGAUAAGACGAGCUCACUGGGUGGCAUCACGUGCCGAGUAUCCUACUGACUUAAGCGUCGGAGGGCCGCAUCAGGACCCCCUUCCGAUGUGUUUCACAGGUAACCGGCGAUCCAGGAGACGCAAAACCGUAUCAAAAGGAGCAAUCCGACGGUUCGAGUCCACCUCCACCAGCCCCGCCGGCUGCUGCGGGUCACAACCUUCCUCCCCCACCGCCGUCAUCCAUCCACCACGACCAGUCCUCUCCCGCCCGUCCAGCGACCACCGGAGAAUAGCAUACACAGCACAAAAUCUCCUUCCGACACGUCGCUCACCUCCACCAGUCCCGCCGCGAGCCAUAGACUUCCUCCUCCACCACCGUUAUACAUCCACCCCGACCUUCCUCUCCAGCACGUUCAGUGGCCACCGGAGAAUCAGAUAUACAUCAAAAAACUCUCCAAUUGCUAGCCUAUGUCGUCUCGAAGCUCAGCUGCUGCCGAUUUCUAUCUCCAACCCCAUCUCCGUCGCUCACAGCCUUCAGAGGCAGCGGGAAUCUGAAUCUAGAGGGCCAAUUAUUCGAAUACGGUUUUGGCCGGAGGCGACACCAACAAAAUUGACCUUGAGAAGGUCGGCCACAGCAUUUGCCGGCACAACCUCCGUCUUCUCCCAGGGUGACGACAGCCGCGAAUUUCAUGGAGAAUGUCGUCGUGAUUUUGGCAGUGAGAGUCGUGAUUUUUCAGAAUGA